AGCAAGAGAAUGAGGCUCUGUUGUGUAAAGUGGAUGAGAUGGAGAGAGCAAAGAUCUCUGCCCAGGAGAAGCUGAGCUUGUGUGAAAGAACAAAGAGCGAGCUCUGUGCAGAGAAAGGCCACCUGGAGCAGCUGCUGAAGAAAGCAGAGGAGCAACAAGAGGAGCUGCGGGUAGAGCUGGGGGUCCUGGCAGAGGAGAAGGAAGAAGCCCAAGAGAAACUCCUUGAGGUUUCCCGCCAGCAAGAGUCGUCUCGCAGUGGCCUGGAGCAGUUGCGCCAGGAGUCCUCUCGCCAAGGGCACGCGCUGGCCGAGGUGUGCGCAGAGAAGGAGUUGCUGGUGCGGGAGAAGGCUGCCCUGGAGGUGCGACUGGCAGCCCUGGAGCGGGAGAGACGAGGCCUUUCGGAGCAGCUGGCAGAGGCCAGGUCAGGGAAGGAGACCCUGGAAUGCAGCCUGUUGGAGGCUCAGCAGCACUUGUCUGAGCUGGAGAUCAGCAGGAGUCAUCUCGAAACCCAGCUCCACGCGGUGGCGCAGGCCAAGGAGGUGAUCCAAGGUGAGAGCCUCCCGUUUCUGGUGACCCCGUGCCUGGGGAAGGUGGUAUGAAAGCAGCUCUCUGUCCGCAGUGCUUCUGAGGAGUGAAGGAGCUGGAGACAGACCCCUCCUCCACGGAAACUCAAAGGGCGUAAGGUCAGUAAAGUCAGAGCCGCUGUUUGUGCAGACUCUGACUCUUGCCAUUUGUCGUGUUUGCAGGGGAAGUGAAGUGCCUUCAGUGGGAGCUGGAAGCGGAGAGGUCUCUCCUGAAGCGGGAACGGCAAAACAUGGCGCAAGAGCUCCUGCAGAAAGAAGA
This is a messenger RNA of Chroicocephalus ridibundus (black-headed gull), 843 nucleotides long. RefSeq names its product centrosome-associated protein CEP250-like. The record is from RefSeq and is a predicted model, not a curated record. NCBI's taxonomy places the organism in Eukaryota, Metazoa, Chordata, Aves, Charadriiformes, Laridae. Bases 39 to 599 code for a protein of 186 amino acids. The transcript has 3 exons.